This is a messenger RNA of Hordeum vulgare subsp. vulgare (domesticated barley), 813 nucleotides long. RefSeq lists its product as uncharacterized. The coding region runs from base 39 to 725 and encodes 228 amino acids. The record is from RefSeq and is a predicted model, not a curated record. Lineage: Eukaryota; Viridiplantae; Streptophyta; Magnoliopsida; Poales; Poaceae. The transcript is spliced from 2 exons.
ACUCCCUUAUUUCAACGCCGCGCCGCCACCCCUCUCCAAUGUCCACCAACCUCGGGAUUUCAUCUGCCUCCCUAAUCCAAAAUCAUUCCAACGAGCGUCAGUCCUGCUUAUUUCCCUCGAUCCAUCACAGAGCCCAACCUCCAGCUCCGUGGGCAAGUCUAGCGACCGCAGGCAACCGAGGCCCCAUCCUUGCUCUCGUCCCCGAGCUCCCGCGGCGCCUGUUCCAAGGGAAGAUGAAGUCUGCGCCGCAGCCCGUAGCUCCAAGCCGAGGUCAUGGCUGUGCCCGACCCCACCGCCACGUCCGACUGCCGCCGGCGACCAGGACCAGGAGUAGAAGGCCCUUUGCAGGAAGCCAUGGCGCUGCUGGCAUUUGCUGUCGUCGGUGCUCUUUCAUUUGGGCAUGCAUGAGCACGCCGCCAUCGGGAAUGGAUUCCUGUCCAUCGGAUCCAGCGCCACCACACCUCCAUACAUCGUCUUCGGGCCGUCCCCAUGCCCAACAUGCCCUCGCCUUCGCCUACUUCAACUGUUGUCCAUGUCGUGUACGUGUUGACCCGUCUCCUCCAGCUCGCAUGCACCCAGCGUGCGGACGCAGAAGGCCAUCUCGUGGGCCUCUCGCCUCGCAUUCGUGUGGGCAGCAAGCUUCCCGAGUCAAGCCGCCUCCAGUGCAGCGUCCCCAAGCUAGCCCAGGAUUGCCAUGGCCGCUGGCAUCUCGAUCCCUCUUGUGAGCAGUCUUCUCGAUUUCAGACUCUUAUUCUUCUCUCUAGAUUUGUUCUGUGUCUUAAGCAUAUUAAGAUUUGCCACUUUGUUGCGCGA